GGGGCUUCCCGCCUCUUCGAAUCCGGUUGGAAAGAAAGAAAAGAAAGGACCGCAGGCGGCGUUUCCGAGAGGGGAGAAAGAGCCAGCGGGGAGGGGGGGGUAAAGGGGGGAAAAGGGGGGGGAAGGGAAGCGGUCGAUUGUGCCCUUUUCCGUCAUGGUCGUCGGUUUAGCUUCCGGCGUGAGGGUGGGGGUCUGGAAGUGUCCCUAUGGCAACAGCGCGCCUUUCCACUAAUCUCCCAGGCCCGACGCGCCUCCCUCGAGAGCCCCUUUCUGUGCGCUCGCGCUCUGCUUUCCUCCCGUCCCGCUUUGAAGGUCUGAAAGGGACUGAAAGGGACAAGAACGGUCGAGCGAUCGGCGAGCGCGGGAGUUUCCUCAGUGCUAACCUCUCCUGCCCUGGGAGGCAGGCCUGGCGGAGCUUGACGGUUGGUCGUGUUUCCUUGCAAAUGCUUCAUAUUUCGUGUGUGUGGUGUAUUUUUGAUUCCGAAGAUUCUUGAAGAUUUGCUUGAGUCAGUUAUGUAAGGAGCAUAAUAAUGGAUGAAACUACUGACUGCAUGAAGAUGGAUGCUGGGGACUAUAUGCAAACUAAUCAUACUUCUGUGUUCAAGACUUUUCCUGAGCAACAGAAUGUUAUUUCCGGCAACCAGCAUCCACUGUCUGACAACAAGUUUUUAUCAAACAAGUUUAACAGCUUGGCGGGACCUUCCACUUGUUUAACGGGAAAUACUUCUUGUAGUUUCAAUUACUAUCCAGAAUCCCCAAGCUUUGAGAGCUGCCCAGCAACUGGAGUAAAAAGAACAUUUAGAAUAAAUGCCAAUGGUCAGUUGAAGACUUGCAACUCCCCUUUUGGCUCUGUUUCACAGAAGGCCAGAGUAUAUUUUGAAACACGCAAAAAUCCAAGUAUGACUGCAAAUUCCUUUGUAGGAAAAUCAAGCCACCAUAGUCAAGUUUCUGCCUAUGAAAAAUCCUUUCCAAUUAAGUCCGUUGCUAAUCCAUCAUGCCGGCGGAGCUUACUAAGUCCCAAGAAGUCUCAAAGAAGAUUCAUCAGCACUGCAGAAGAGACAGUUCGGGAAGAAGAGAAAGAAAUAUACAGGCAGCUGAUUCAAAUGGUUACAGGGAAAAAUCUGUCAACCUUUUCAUUACUGUCUCAUAACCUGACCAAGUGUGGAGGUUCCAAUAAAAAAGCUAUGAAAGAAACUGAAAACAAAUGUAUGAAACCUUUUGAUGUGUGUGGCCCCUCUCUGGGCAAUCCAUCAUCAAGUCUUCUUAGGAUACAAGAGCACCAUUUUCACAAACCACUGCCGCAACCAGUUUGUAAUUUUACUUCCCAUGUUAACUUUGAUCCCAAGACCAGUACACCCAUACAACAAACAAAUCUACCAGCAUUGGAUGUGCAGACUGAAGGAUGUGAUUCAAUGCUAAAUGGCAAAGACUUCAGAUCUCCAGCUCCAAGUACACCUUUCUUUGAGGCUGAAUUGUGGAUAAAAGAAUUAACCAGUUUAUAUGACUCCCGAACCCGUGAGAGAUUGCGACAAAUAGAGGAGCAGAAAGCCUUGGCAUUGCAGUUUCAGAAUCAGAGACUGAGACUGCAGAAAGAUAUCUCAGUACCCGAGUCAAUAAACUUACAUCUUCGAGUUCCUCUUGAAAAGGAAAUUCCUGUCAUUGUUCCAGAAGAUAAUAAGACAGUGGAUAGCGAAGAUGAAUUUCCUGGAAUUACAGAGGAAAUGGAGAAAGAAAUAAAAAAUGUGUUACGAAGUGGAAACCAGGAUGAAGUGUUGAGUGAAGCCUUCCGAUUAACCAUCACUCGGAAAGACAUCCAGACCCUUAAGCACCUCAACUGGCUCAAUGAUGAGAUUAUUAAUUUUUACAUGAAUAUGUUGAUGGAGAGGAGUAAACAGAAAGGCUUUCCAACCGUUCAUGCAUUUAACACGUUUUUCUUCACCAAGUUAAAAACUGCUGGAUAUCCAGCUGUAAAACGUUGGACUAAAAAAGUAGAUAUAUUUUCUGUGGACAUUCUAUUGGUUCCUAUUCACCUUGGUGUCCAUUGGUGUCUAGCAGUUACUGACUUCAGGAAAAAAACCAUCACUUACUACGAUUCAAUGGGUGGAUCCAACAGUGAAGCUUGUAAGAUACUCUUGCAGUACUUAAAGCAGGAAAGCCUGGAUAAAAAGCGCAAGGAAUUUGAUACCAAUGGCUGGAUGCUCCUGUGUAAAAGAAGCCAGGAGAUCCCACAACAAAUGAAUGGCAGUGAUUGUGGGAUGUUUGCCUGUAAAUACGCCGACUGCAUUACCAAAGACAAACCAAUCAACUUUACUCAGCAACUCAUGCCUUACUUCCGGAAACGAAUGGUCUGGGAGAUCCUCCAUCGUAAGCUGCUGUGAUUUCAUGCCGAGUAAGACUCUUCAGAGACUGAAAACCCCGGGUUUCCUCUUCUUGGCCACCUCCAAGUGGGCUACAUGGGUUUCUCCACUGACAAGACUCUACAUUACACUUUUGGUGUCUUUAAAAAAGAAAAUACAUCUAUUUCUUGGACCAGUGUGCCCCCAUGAAGCCUUUCUGAAGCACACACUUUCUUUUGUAUUUUGAAACCCUAUUUUUUACAAGGGACAUUUGAAACUUGUAGGAAUGUGGCUUUUUAUCUUCAAGGAGAUUUCUGCCUCUCUUUUUUUAAAAAAAUGGCCAGCUUGUGCAAAGGACUUGAGACCGUUCAGCUGUAAGGCCUUGGUGCAGGGAAGCACUUGCAAUCUUUUCUUGGAUCUAUCAGGAUUUAGAGAAGACUUGAUGUCAUAGUACUAAGUAAUUGUGGAUUCUCCACAUUACUGUUACUGCAGCUAAUUAUUUGAUGUAAAACAUGCAGGGAUAUGUGUCUUGGGGAAUCUUUGGCCCAGGUUUUCCAGAUGUGUGCAUGUUUAUGUGUUUCCUGCUUCUUAUAAUCUGCUGUUAAUAACAUGGGUGAUUCCUACAGCAGUUGUAGCAACUUAGAUUCCCUUUUAUUCUUAAACUAUUAAAGAGAAAUGGAAUUCUUUGGGAAUGAAAGGUGAAUAGACACACCAGCACAUGAAAAGUAACCACUUGCUCUGUUUUCCACCGUGGCGGGUAAUCUUUUUGAUUCUACAGUAGGGCUGCCCAGGGGAAAAUUAACAAUCCUUUAUUUUAACAUUGUUUAUCUUGUCACAAUGAAUGAGUCAUCCCCUGAUUAUUGAAAGUUUAUGAGGAUUAUGAGUUAUCCUCUGGUAUUCAGAACAAGCCAUUUAUCCUAAAGAACAGGCAAGGAUUUGUGGGCAGAGGCAUUCUGCACCAAAAAUCCUUAUUCUUCACUGCCCCUUCCCCAAGCCUGCUGUGGUGGGUUUUGACCUGAGAAAGAAAAAUGAGACACCUUUGUGGCCUACAUCACUGCAUUCAGAUGACUGGGAUUAUCCCCCCUUGAAAGCCAGCAUUUUCUUUUCUUAACCACAUUCUUGCAAUGCAAUCUGGAGCUCAGUUUUACAAAGAACUUUUUGAAGAGUUGGUGCAUUACAUUCUCAAUGAAAAUAGGAUUUAUAACAAACUAAGCAGCUGUAAUGUCAGUGGAUGUUCAUUUGCCAGAGGAUUAAAUAGAUGUUUGUCUUUCAACUCUUUGUAGAAUUAAGGUACAAUAUAACUUGUUUUAAAACUUUAAUUAUUGGUAAACAGUUUUUAUACUAUAUAUAUGCCUUUCCCAGUGACUGCCAAUGAACAAAUAUAUAUAUAUAUGAGGUUUGCAGGUUUUUUUCUCUGUUUUUAAAAAGCUGAAUUGAAAAGUUGCUUUUUUGUUCAUAUGCUCCUCCCUCCUGUUUUGUUAACAGCAAUUAAUGAUGAGUUGAAGAAUGCCCUAAAGAGAGUCCCGUCCCCUCAAUCCUAUUUUUGCUUUGGUUUGCAACUUCUAUCAGCCCCCUCCAAUCCAGUUAAUGGAAGUUGAGACAAAUAUGUUGUACAUGGGCACUAGAUAGGGCAAAACUGAUACUGAAUCUGUCCAGCUUUUAUAUGAAACCAGUAAGAGAUCCUGCUGGCAUAGGCUUUAUCUCUCAAGAGGCAGAUUUUUCACAGGGCCCAUGACACCCUGUUUAUCAUUGACAGAAUCAAUUGUCUUUUGUCCAAUAUGAGGGAAUACUGCCUUUUCAGUCCAUACUGAAGAUUCUUCAAUCCACCACCAACAAUUUCUGUACAGCCAAUCUUGCAUUUGUUUCAGUGGAAUCCAUAUUUAAAUGUUAGUUUUAUAUAGCAGCUGGAUUGGUCUCUGUUUCUACCAUCAGCCAACAGAAGUAGAAUGCAGAAAGGAUUCAGGCCCAAGAGCUUGGAUUUAAGUUUGCAUGUCACACAUACCUC
Molecule: messenger RNA, 4341 nt
Organism: Notechis scutatus (mainland tiger snake)
Lineage: Eukaryota; Metazoa; Chordata; Lepidosauria; Squamata; Elapidae
Gene: SENP1
Product: SUMO specific peptidase 1
Biological process (GO): protein desumoylation; proteolysis
Cellular component (GO): nucleus
Molecular function (GO): deSUMOylase activity
Source: RefSeq, a predicted model, not a curated record